CAACAAAAUAAGAAACACAUAUAUAUCUUGAUGUGAAUAGCUAAUUGUUCCAGCACCGAUUCGCGCCAAUAUUCCUGUUCCUGCCAAAGAAAUGAAAACAAAACGUAAAACCAUAACAUAACUGGACCCAACUAAGAGACAAGCCGUGCUGCCUCCACCAUUUUGAUUUCCCCACUCAGCGUGUGUGCGUGCUUGCAGUGCUUGUGCACGAUGCCAGUAAAAUGUGCAAAACCGGACAUAAAACAAACUUUUCCUAGUGUCAUCUAGUGAGCCAUGGAGCGGAUUUUGCCUGAAGAAGCGGAAGCGGCCUACUUGAGCGAAGCGCGGGAGCAGAUAUUGGAAAUAGCCAAGAAUCGGCCGGGAACCCAAGUGGCCAAGUGCAUCCGCGCCUACGAUGAGCAACAGGACCUGGCCUCGCUAGUCGUCCUCCUCGAAGAGCUCUCCAAAAACACGGACUACUCCACGGACCUACGGAUAUCACUGGGAUAUUAUAUUGAAGAGCUACUGCGCCACUGCUUAGGACGAAAUGAUGUCUCUCGAAGAUCGGCCAUCGUGGCCGCAGGAAGUGCCCUCCAGUACUGCGGCAAGAUCUAUGGAGACCGAGUGGAGUACCUGUGCCAGGUGGUGGAGCACCAGAUCGAAGCCCUGCUCACAUCGGAGUUGCAGAAGGAGACCCCUAGCGGAAGUGCUGCACCGGAGAAAAACGAGCGCAGGCCUGAGGAAACGCGCAAACGUCACCCUAAAAAGCUAACUAACAAGGAAGUUGAUCCCUAUUUGCUCACGUUGGAACCGAAAAGGUUUAAAACCAUGUCGGACGACAAGCGCUUCAACGCGGCGGGCUUUGUAAAGUGCACGAGAAAUCGGACGAUAGAAUACCUUUAUCAGGAUCACACGCCGCCCAACCUGUGGAAACACGCGCCAAUUGUGGAUCCUCACAAUCCCUACGACCAGGAUGAGAAAAAGCAAUACAAAAUGUUUACGUAUCACGUAGAGCAUAGAUACAAUACGCUUCUGCCAGAUAUUCCCUUCGAAAGGCUGAAUCUCAUUAAAGAAUAUGUUCACACAAAUCAGGUGAACACCACUGAGAUUCUUAAUGAGCACAUGACCACAAAGGAAUAUCUGGACGAGUAUAUUGCGCUGGAGAAUCAAAUGCUAGCAGCCCGCUAUGGAGCCAUUGUCACAAGGAGAAGAAGAUUGGUUGAUUCCGCGAGAUUUAUGGAGGACAAUUUGGAUGAGGGACUGGCGAAAAAAAUGUGCAUGGACAAGAAUCUGCCAAUGGACACGAACGAAACUGUUCUUAUUGACCAAUCUUUGGUGGAUGAAAACAGCAGGUCGUUAACCACAGCCGAGUCUACGAUGGGCAUCAGUCAGGCGGAGAACUCUACUUUAAAGAGUAGCGAAGUCGAGGCGACUUUAAGCGUCAGCCAUAUAGAAAACUCCUUAAGCGAUAGCCAAGAAGAGAAUCCUCCGCUGAGCAGCACAUUAGCCAUUAACGAGUCUAGUGUUCUCGACAGCACGAGAGUGGAUCCCAUAAAAGAUCUCACUCUAGAUGAACUGUUGCUAAUCGAUUCAGGGAUCAGUAUGGAAGAGCUUUCCGAUAUUCAAAUGCAUACAGCAGGCCAGUCUUUUGAUGAUGAGGGUGUUGUUCUUUCAGAUUUAGAAGAUCAACGCCAGUUGUCGCCCAUGUUGCAGAUGGUUAGCCCAUCGAUGGAGGCAAAAACGCUCAAUAUCAUUGAGAUGGAUGCUGAUCUUAUCAUGAAUGUUCCAAGGGAGGUGAGCUAUCCUAUUCUGCUGAAUGUUAUGGGUCUCCCCAUAAAACGCCUGCGUCGGAAAUGCAUCUUUAAACUUCCACCUGAGUUCGACUUAUUCAGGCAAGCACGCCUUCCUAUUAAGCGAGAGGGACAACAAAAAUCCCCAACCACUCCCAGAACUGUACUGCAAAUUGGAAGAGAGGCUCCCCAAAAUGAAAGAGAACCCGGCUCCCCCUGUAGUUUAGAAUUUGAUGAGGACUUGAAUUUUCUGGGUUUCCGCCAACGUCGACCCACAUUUGACUCGGGCUUCGAUAUCGAAGAGCCGCGUGUAUCAAGUUGUGUCUCCACUAUCGGAGAAGUUAAAACUGAGCUUGAAGAUGAGAUUGAAGCCAACACCAAUAAUUUAACUGACGCGAGCGCCAGCGACGCCUUGAAUGAGAAUGUGAACGAUACAAAGGAAAGUGGGCUGGGAGAUUCACUAGCGCAGGAAUUAAACGCUUCCACCGAACCCAAUGCGGAAAACAAUACCGCAAAUUCAUCGCAACUUGAAGUGACUGCUACAGAAUCCUCCGGAACGCUAAGCGGACUGGAAACCACAGUGGAUUUAGGAAUGGAGAGCGCGUUAGUUAGUUCUGUAUUGGAUUUAAGUACCGAACCGAGUGCAAUGGAUAGUAACAUUAUAAAUGUCACCCAACCUGACAAUUCAGACCUAGAGAUUUCAACCGUGCAGGACCAAGAUACCUUACAUGACGAAGCAGAUGCAAAUGAUUUGUCUGCUGAAACACCCAAUCCAAUUGCCGACUCAGCAGUCGACGACUGCUCAUUGAUCCGGGACUGGCAUAGACGAUUGGCUCCUGCUUUGGAAGCAGCCCAUGAACGGCAGAAUUUCAAUAUUAAGGACUUGGGCACCGAGAUCCUGGACAUUUGCAAGGCGGGCAACAGAACAGCCACGUUAGCCGACGUCAUGGCUGACAAGGAUCCUAGUAUCAUGUGUCGCUACAUGCUGGCUUCCCUGGUACUGACGAACCACGGAAACGUGUCUCUGGAUUUUGAAAAUCGCGAUAAAAGUAAGCCCAUCGACAUGUCUCAGUUUCGAAUGCAUUUAAAGAGUAUGAAGCGAAUGGAAAUUAAUCCCGAGGACGACGUGGGCAACAUAAAUGCUGCCCAGAGCAAAUCGACGCCGAGAAGUAAACAGCUAAAUGAUUCAGCUCACAAGCCACGAACAAGCACGACGGCAUCUGCACCAACAAAACGAAAGUCUGCGGAAAAUUCUUUAUCCGAGGUGUUUGCUAAAACUGUGCGAUUGAUACAGCCCAUCCCAAAGAUGUGGCCUACUCCUUCUGAUGCCGACUCGGGGAUAUCUUCGAUGGGCUCAUCAUUGGCAUCGACAGCCCGCCUGAAGUAGUAGCCGUGUUUCGUCUUAAAUGUGCUUAGUAGUUCUUUGUAGAUAAGAUUCCUUGCGUCCUGACCCAGUAGUAGAGUCUAGUUUGUGUGCCCCCUUAUUCGAAUUCAAUUUUUAUGUAUAUUAUUUUCAGGCCGAGAGAUCAAUGCGCUUUCCCAUGCGGUACAACAAGAUCAAGAGGCUGCAUUAGAUAUAUGUUCUUGCCAGAUUAUUUACCCGCAAUCGUGUACAAAUGUAAGUUUUAGUUACGUAUUAUUAGGAAGCUUGCAAUAGAAAGAAUGCUUUAGCUUAAGCUUAUCGAUGUAUGAAUCAAUAUUUCUUUAGAGUAGUAAACCAGUAUUAUCUAAGCUCGAUUUUCCUAAGCAUGAAGCCGUUUUUUAGUUUUUCUUUCACUUCACUUUUUUAACUUUUUACGACGCUUUUAGUUGCUUAUGAAAUUUUCACAUUUUUAUUAAUUUCUAUUUCUUUUGAACAUUUUUGAUUUAUUUUACUUUACCUACGAAUAGAUUUAUUUCGUAUUCUUAUUAUUUCUAUGAUUUCCUAAAAAUUUAACACUAUACCUCCUUUGAUUUAGAACAAAAAUAGACAAAUGACUUUUUGAUUGACGAAGCGCGUGUUUUGGAAAUCCUCAUGAGCUGAUAGUACUAAAUUCAAGUACCUGAUCUCGUCUGUACAAAAGUAUAAACAUAAGAACUCUUCGGACAUAAGACAAAGUUCAAGAUAAAUUAAGGAUAAAGUGUAUAUAUACGUAUGUAUUUACCAGAGUGCAAGCUAGUGUCUAUUUACAAUCAUUUUAAGAUAUAAUGUUUUUUUCGUAAGUAUAACGUGUAGUUCUUAAGGAAUAAAACGGAACCAUGCAAUU
Molecule: messenger RNA, 4015 nt
Organism: Drosophila melanogaster (fruit fly)
Lineage: Eukaryota; Metazoa; Arthropoda; Insecta; Diptera; Drosophilidae
Gene: Cap-H2
Product: chromosome associated protein H2
Exons: 9
Coding region: 274-3156 (960 amino acids)
Biological process (GO): chromosome condensation
Source: RefSeq, marked reviewed